This is a messenger RNA of Linepithema humile (Argentine ant), 3114 nucleotides long. RefSeq names its product disks large-associated protein 5. Gene Ontology annotation, cellular component: cytoplasm; nucleus; spindle pole centrosome. Gene Ontology annotation, biological process: regulation of mitotic cell cycle; chromosome segregation; mitotic spindle organization. NCBI's taxonomy places the organism in Eukaryota, Metazoa, Arthropoda, Insecta, Hymenoptera, Formicidae. The record is from RefSeq and is a predicted model, not a curated record. Gene Ontology annotation, molecular function: microtubule binding.
CAAUGGGAGCCUUUCGCGCGUUUAUCAUCUCGACGUUCAGCGCUAUAACCAACUAUUUAAAGUGAUUUUCAGUUGUACUGCCGUUGACUGCCCGUUAUUCGAGAACGAACAGUUGCGAACGUCAUUGGAAAGAAAUCUGAUUAGAAAAUGGAUUUCAAGAACCAAUAUAAAAAUCCACGUCCAGGAUUUGGUGACGCGGAUCACAAGAGGGAUUUACGUGCUGUUAGGAGAAAUAAGUCACGCAAAGAAGACCGAUCGCGAGCCUUCAAUUUCAACCGUGACCUACGCGACGUUUCGGCAUCCACAAGUCCACAGCUCGUAGAAAAUAAAGCUGAAAUUAAGGAUGAACUUAUGAAAAAAUUAAUAAAAUGGAGAGAGGAUCGCGAUAGAAAAAAGAAAAUGGAAGCUGCGAAGAAAAAACCUGCAUUUAAAGUUGGAGUUGUUCAUCAUUCUCUAUGUUCUCCUAGGAUUAGAACAGAUAAAAAGUUACCUCAGCAAGCAAAACGGCCAAAUAAUGUCCCUAAAGGUAUUACAAAGGCUACGGAAAAACGAUUACGAGCUAAAGCAGCAGCUGCUUCUACUAGUAUCAAGCAAGCACCAACUACUUCAAAGAAUACUACUUUGACUUCAAUAAAACAUUCUACGAAUAAAAUGGAAAGAAAGUCAACAUCUGCUAUUAAGAAGUCAUCAUCUAUUAAAAAGCACGAAUCAUUCGCUCCUGCUGGUCACAAGUUUAGACCUCCUUCUGGGGUGAAAAAAAUGCCUUUAUUUGGUCUUGUGCAAAUAGAACCAACUCCACAAGAGAAAGGGGACUUCUUUAUACAAGAGAAAUUAAAAGAAUGCAAAACAAUUGAUAUAAAUGAACAACAGAAUGCAACAAUCGAUAUAGAUAAGGAACAUAAUGCAACAAUCGAUAUAGAUACGGAACAUAAUGCAACAAUCGAUAUAGAUAAGGAACAUAAUGCAACAAUCAAUAUAGAUAAAGAACAUAAUGCAACAUUUGAAAUAGAUAAACCGAAAAACAGUUCACUAGAAAAAUUAAAUUAUAAUACUCCUGAUAGAAAUGAUAUUAAAAAAGGAUUUAGAACUUCAAGUCCUAAGGAAGAAGAUUUUAUCGUUUUUUCACCGUAUCUUACACUAAGUCGUGGUAAGAAAAAUGCCAGAAAAGAACAACAGCAGCGCCUUGGUAUCGGUCGUUUAUCAUCCAACGAAAUUCCAACCAAAGAUACUGUAAUGCAAAACCUAAACAUAUCCGUAGAAGACGAGGAACGCACUGCUCAGUACUUUAAAUUUCUCUUGAAGAAAGAAACACUUAGACUUCAAGAACUUUGCCAAAAUUGGUCGAAAAUCCGACUGGAGAAUGAUGUCCCAGAUGACGCUGAGUAUGAAAUAAAUCAAGCAGUAGGACAAACAAAUUUGUUGAUAACCAAAAAGUUUGAAAGAUUUCGUAAUUUAGUACAGGAUUGUGAAACUGGUCGGGGAGAAAUGUUGGUUACGUGUAGAGAUUUGCAAGGAUUUUGGGAUAUGAUGUAUAUGGAAGUCGAGAAUUGUGAAUCGCGGUUUAAGAAACUGGAAGAACGUCAAAGUAGAGGAUGGCAAGAGGAAGAACAUACUACGAUCAAACCAAUUGCCAAAAAACGGGUGCUUCCGAAAAAGCAAACUGUCUCGUCGAAGCCAAGUUCACUUCGAUCAAUAAUCUUAGCAGCUAGAAAAAAGAAAAUUGAAGCAGGGACAGCAAAUAAAGAAGAUUUGUUAUUACAAGAUGAAGAUAUAAAUGAAAAACAUAUUACGUCGAGUGGUAAAAAGUCAAUAACAUUUAAAGAUGUUAAUACUCGACAUAGUACAAGGAGAUCCAAGUCUCACGACGUUAAGGAACACAACAAAUCGACUCCAGUUCGACGUGAGAGUUCUCGAGUAAGUUUGGUGAAAGCACAAUUUUCGGACACAUCCAAAAGAAUGAAGAGUCCAUAUACAGUCAUGAAAAUAAGUCAAAUGUGUAAGACACCUGAAGUUCAGUUAGACGACACAAUAUCAUACGUUAAUUCUGAUCAAACACCAGGUAAAAGUAUAUUAAAGAAAUCCGAAGAAUUAAUAAAUAAAGAGACUCGGAUAAAGUCGGCACAUAAAGUCAAUUUUGAUGAUGAAGUAUUUUCGCUUGACGUCCCUCUUGAUGAAGAAACGCAAGUUAAGCUAAACUUAUCCGCUGCACUAAACAGGAUAGACGGUCUUGAUUUAAAUGAAGCAAGCCCACAAGAGAACAUUGAUGCUGUAAAACAAUUGAAAUUUGAAAGUUUCUCUGAAAAUAUUGAAGAUUUCUCCGAGAAUGAAAUGGGCGCAGCAGAAGCAGAAAUAAAAAAGAAACGAAAUAGAUCUAAAUCAUCUAUUCAGAAUAUGACAGAUUUUAAGGAGCACUUAUUUGACAUAUCAUCAGAGUCUGUUAAAAAGUUAUGGGAUGAUAUACGAACUAUCAAUCAAGGUUUAGAAAAUCCAAUUGAAGACAGGAACAUAUCUAACACGCCACCUUCAAUAAAUAUUUGGUCUGCAACGCCUAUUGCUUCUGAAGAUAAUACAGAAGUAAGAGUGCUCAGAAAUAGAACUAUCACAGCAACUGACACCCCCAAGACGAACAGAAGAAGCAAAAUGACUCCAAAAAAUGUUAGUAAAAAAGAAAAUAAGAGUCCUACAAAAUCGCAUAAAAAAAGCUUGGCAAAAUUAUCACAAAAAGAUGGAAAUAAAAGUAUGACAAGAGAUAAAGAUGAUAUAACAGAGAUUCAGGAUAAUAUAUUAACAGAAAAUGUUGAUAAAAGAAGAAAAUCAUCUCGUAAAAGUGUUGCAUUUAACCCUGAAGACUGUUUGGUAUGUUCCGAAACCAAACCAGUGCUACCUAUGACUCCUCAUUUAAAAAAACAUCGGAAUAAGACUUCCUUCAGACAGAGUCGAGGCAGACACAUAUCCGAUGAAGAUCUUAUAUCGUGGACUACACCUGAACGAAUUCCUAAUAGAAUUACAAGAUCUCAAGGAUUACGAGAUACGAAAAACUAAUCAUUAUUUUUUUCAAUUUUAUUUUUAUCUUUAUUUUAUAUUUUUUAAAGAAAUCGCGUGUAAAUUGCAGAU